Molecule: messenger RNA, 905 nt
Organism: Saprolegnia parasitica CBS 223.65
Lineage: Eukaryota; Oomycota; Saprolegniomycetes; Saprolegniales; Saprolegniaceae
Exons: 3
Coding region: 23-853 (276 amino acids)
Source: RefSeq, a predicted model, not a curated record
CCCAAGGAAACGGACCGAGCCCAUGUCGCCGCUCAACUACCUCGAGAAGCUCAUGGUGUCGACGGACCUGCUGCGGCCACCGCGCAGCAGCACGUACGACGAAGCCUACGAGAAGUGCCACCCGCUGCGCGAGACGACGACGACUGUCGAGUACCAAGCGGCGCCGAUCCGCGACGACCACGACGCGCCGUUCUACGUGGCCUGGAAGCACAAGUGGGACCAAGGCACGUACUCGAAGCUCGACAUUGCGCUCACGUUCGCCGUCUUCUUCUGGACGCUGCAGUACUAUACAACAUUUUUACGCUGGAAUGAAAACCGCACUGACAUUGAAGGCUUUGUGACAAUGCACGACCCGGUGCUCAUGCGGCUCAGCCCUGGCGACUACUCGGUGUCGCUCUUUGUCUUGGCGUACGGCUCGGUCUCGAUUGGUCUCUACCACGCUCGCCACAUGCCCGAGCUCAUCAUUGAGAUGCUGCAGACCAAAGCGUUUGUGAUUUGGGUGCGCAUGGUGGCGUUGUACCUGGUCCCGCUGGAAGCCCCCGUGGGCACGGUGCCGCUCAUCGACCCGAUUGCCGGCGGCGAUGGCAUCGUCUUGAUGCGCGACCUCUUCUUCUCGGGCCACACGGCAACGACCUUUAUGAUCUUUCUCGUUGUCCGGCGCCAGAAUGUGCUCUGGAAGAGCUUUUUCUUCGUGCUCGCGCUAACGACCGCGAUUCUGGUCAUGCUCCAAAAGACCCAUUACGCCAUUGACGUGUACGCGGCGCCCUUCUUUGUCUACACGUGCAACAGUAUCGUGUACGACCUCCGUGUUGCUUGCAAUGCAGCGUGCCCGCCCAAGCCCAAGCGCGACUAGGCCAAGUAGUUCUAGGUUUAAUCAUAUUUACGUGUUUUUCGGGUGUCGUCCC